AUGGAAAAUGAUAUUGUCCCAAACAAUCCCUCCCAAGUAGAUUACGAGAAAGUGGACCAGUCAAUCCAUUUAGAUUAUCCGCAAUUGAGGCGAGCAAUGGCUUAUUUUAAUGAGAUUAUUGAAAGAGAAAUUGCCAGCGGCAUCCCACCAGAAAAAAUUUUUAUUUCUGGUUAUUCCCAAGGCGGCUUAUUAACUUUGGCAACGGCCCUUGCUUCCCAGCAUAAAUUAGGCGGAUUUAUUUCUCUUUGCGGUCUUUUGCCACGACCAGAUAAAUUGCUAAAAAUAGCCCAAGACAAAAAUAAGAAUACUCCGAUGCUUAUUAUUAAUAACUCGCAUGACCGCUGA
Molecule: messenger RNA, 345 nt
Organism: Racocetra persica
Lineage: Eukaryota; Fungi; Glomeromycota; Glomeromycetes; Diversisporales; Gigasporaceae
Source: the annotation of a GenBank genome assembly